Trichophyton verrucosum HKI 0517 is the source of this 2187-nucleotide messenger RNA. Its product is annotated as Hsp70 family chaperone, putative. NCBI's taxonomy places the organism in Eukaryota, Fungi, Ascomycota, Eurotiomycetes, Onygenales, Arthrodermataceae. The transcript is spliced from 4 exons. The record is from RefSeq and is a predicted model, not a curated record. Bases 1 to 2187 code for a protein of 728 amino acids. Gene Ontology annotation, molecular function: ATP-dependent protein folding chaperone; ATP binding.
AUGGAUCUCAUGAGCUCUCGAUUCAAGCUCGGUUUUGGAAACAAGCGCAAGAGUGGCUCCUCUCUCGCUCCUACAACCACCGCGACCAACACCCCCCCAAACGGGUCACCCUCGCAGCCCUCGCCGCCGCCAGGCAACACCUCCAACCCAAACGCCUCGUCCGCCAGUCUCCCCAUGAACCCGCAGAACCAUCUCGGCCGCCCGCCCAGCUACACAUACGCUCCCGGCGCCCCCAGGCCCGCCAGCCCGCUCCCGCCUGGCGGCCAGCAUCACCCGCAGCAGCUCGCCCACCACCCGCCGCCGCUGAACACGGGCGUGGGCGUACCAUACCCUACCGGAGGCGGCAUGUCCUCUGCUCCUCCGCCGCCAGGGUAUGGUGGCUACCCGCCUCAGUCGACUGGCCAGGGGCAUGGCAUCCCACAGCCCCUCGCGCCAUUUCGCGGCCAUACCGGGGAGCUCGACAACCAGGCGCGCAGCAAGGCCCAGCUGAUUGUCGGUAUUGAUUUUGGAACCACUUUCUCCGGUGUUGCUUAUGCCUUUGCUACCAAUACUGAGGCCAGGGAGGACAUUAUCACUGAGUGGCCUGGUGCUGGCACACAUACCAAACAGAAGAUACCUACCGUUCUAUACUACGACCAGUAUCAAAAAGUCGUAGGAUGGGGUCCUGAUAUCGCAGACGCACUCGCUCCCACCGGAUACCCCAAAGCAGGCGUACAGAAAGUCGAAUGGUUCAAGCUACAGCUCAUGUCCUCCGGUGGAAACACCUAUAUAGACCCCAUAAACCUGCCCCCGUUACCGCCAGGCAAAUCCGAGAUAGAUGUGGCCGCAGACUACCUCUUCCAUCUACGCGGGGCCAUGCGCAACCAGCUCCAGAAGACUCUGGGCGAAGUUUUCAACCGUGAAGAACGCAACAUCCGCUACUUCUUGACCGUCCCCGCCAUCUGGAACGAUGCUGGAAAAGCUGCUACCCGUGCGGCUGCCAUACAGGCCGGCUUCCUGCGCGAUGAAAAUGAUAAUCGUCUCACCUUGAUCACCGAGCCAGAGGCCGCAGCCAUGUUCUGUGCAAAGACAGGUUUACUCAAUCUCAAAAUCCAUGAUGCCAUCCUCAUCGUUGAUUGUGGUGGUGGUACAGUCGAUCUCAUCGCCUACGAAGUCGAUGAGGAGACCCCCUUCAGCGUCUGCGAGUGUACUGCUGGAUCCGGCGACAGCUGUGGUUCUACCGCGCUCAACCGUAAUUUCAGCAACAUCCUGCGCGCAAAGAUCCGAAAGAUGAAGCUGCCAGAUGGAUCACGUACGGCCGGGAAGGUAUAUGCCAAAUGCAUCAUGGACUUCGAGAACAGAAUCAAAGCCGAUUUCAGAAAUAACGGGCAGAAGUGGGCCGUUGAUGUUGGUAUCGAGGCUGAUUUCCCUGAAGCCGGCAUCGAAGAAGGCUACAUGACUUUCACCAAUGAAGAGAUUCUGCAGUGUUUUGAGCCCGUUGUUAAUCGCAUUUUGGAGCUGGUCAGGAACCAGAUCAUUGCCAUUCAGGCACAGAACAGACCACUACAGAAUGUCCUUGUUGUCGGUGGAUUCGGUGCAUCAGAGUAUCUUUUCCAACAGAUAAAACUCCACGUCCCUCCACAGUAUCAGUCCAAAGUCGUCCGCCCCAUGGAUUCCGUCGCCGCUAUCGUAAAGGGUGCAGUAACCGCCGGUAUCACAGAGCGUGUUGUUACCUCCCGCGUGGCUCGUAGACACUAUCUGAUGGCCACCCUGCAGCCGUUCAAGGAGGGUCACCACCCUGAACAGUACCGUGUCCCGUCCCUUGAUGGCAAGGAUAGAUGCAAGUACACGCGCCAGAUAUUCGUGCAAAAGGGCGAGCGUAUCAAGAACGGAGAGCCUGUCAAGGUCAGCUUCUUCAGACAGGUGGCGCCAGGAGCGACACUAAUGUACGAGGAUAUCUUAUACGCGUGCGAUGAGGAUGUUUGUCCCGAAUAUACAAAGGAUCCACGGAUCAAGGAAGUUGUCACCCUAACAUCUGACCUGUCUCGCAAAAACCUUGAAAAGGAUUUUGAACGCAUGGACACUCCUCAGGGUACUUUUUACCGAGUGUACUUCGACAUCUACCUCACUCUUGACGGCAGCGAGUUCAACGCUGAACUCGUCUGUCAAGGCGAAGUCAUGGGACGUUGUUCAGCAAGAUUCCGAUAA